AUGUAUGGUCGACUCUUACAAAGUAUAUCAAAAUCAUGUACACAAAAUGAACUAUCUUAUCUCGAACAUUUAAUUGAAUUACGAUGUGAAAUCAACGAAGAAAAUUACAAUGCUUCUGCGCCACAAAUCAGACCUACACUUGUCUUUGAUAACUGGUUAUAUUUAGGAGACGUCGUACAUGCAUCAAAUGUUACACUUUUAAAGAAUUUACGCAUUACCCAUAUACUCAACGUUUCAGGCGAUGAUUGUCCAUUACUGACAGAUAGUCGAUUAAUGAAAGAAUUCAAAAUAAUGCAAAUUCCAUUAGAUGAUAAAGUACAUUGUGAUAUUCAACAAUAUUUUGAUAAAACAAAUCAAUUUUUACAUGAUGCGUAUACCAAUGGAAAACACAGAGUAUUAGUUCAUUGUAAAUGUGGUGUAUCAAGAUCAACAGCGAUUGUUUUGGCUUAUUUAAUCAAACAUCACAAUCAACCAUUAGAACAAGCAUACUUAGCUUUAGCUAGUAAACGACCUCAGAUAUCACCAAAUCUUGGCUUCUUAUUACAAUUAAGACGAUAUGAAUUGGAACUAAAGCAAACGAAAGCAGAGGACAUGACAGACAGCUGA
This is a messenger RNA of Didymodactylos carnosus, 606 nucleotides long. Lineage: Eukaryota; Metazoa; Rotifera; Eurotatoria; Philodinida; Philodinidae. The record is from the annotation of a GenBank genome assembly.